Molecule: messenger RNA, 273 nt
Organism: Cyclospora cayetanensis
Lineage: Eukaryota; Apicomplexa; Conoidasida; Eucoccidiorida; Eimeriidae
Product: ubiquitin-fold modifier 1
Exons: 3
Coding region: 1-273 (90 amino acids)
Biological process (GO): protein K69-linked ufmylation
Cellular component (GO): nucleus; cytoplasm
Source: RefSeq, a predicted model, not a curated record
AUGUCUGAGAAAGGGGGUAAAGUCACCUUCAAGAUCACCCUAGCCUCAGAUAGCAGGCAGCCGUUUAAAGUCCUCUGCGUGCCCGACGCUACGCCCUUCUCUGCUGUCAUCAAAUUCGCAGCAGAAGAGUUCAAGGUCAGCGCCGCCACUUGUGCGUGCAUAACGAACGACGGGGUCGGCAUCAACCCCCAACAAACUGCAGGCAUCAUCUUCUUGAAGCACGGAGGAGAGUUGCGGCUCAUUCCCAGAGACCGCGUGGGAGCCACGCUCUAA